Molecule: messenger RNA, 7215 nt
Organism: Lachnellula hyalina
Lineage: Eukaryota; Fungi; Ascomycota; Leotiomycetes; Helotiales; Lachnaceae
Gene: myo2
Product: Myosin type-2 heavy chain
Exons: 3
Coding region: 1-7215 (2404 amino acids)
Cellular component (GO): myosin complex
Molecular function (GO): cytoskeletal motor activity; ATP binding; actin filament binding
Source: RefSeq, a predicted model, not a curated record
AUGGCCUCCAACACAGGGCAGGUGCGCAAUAAUCCGUUUUCAAGGAACCAGUCGCCUUCUCCAGUCCCUUCAAGUUCCAAUGGGAGACCCAAGUCCAUGGUGUUGAACUCGCCGUUGGCUGGCAGCCAAAGCCCCACCAACGUACACAGCCGGCAUCAGUCCUACUCUGCUCUUGCAGGAGUGGUAUCCCCACCAAAUACAAAUGGGGGCAAACGAUUCCACUCAAACUCCCGAGGAGGGGGCUCCACUUCGAAUACGUUUGCUCCUUCAUUUAUAAAGACCGAUGAUGUGCGACGCGCCCCAGAGGCCGUACAAGGAAUCGAGGGUGAGAAUGAUUUCUCCGGCAAAAGAUAUGUCUGGUUGAAGGAUCCCGAGGCCGCAUUUGUCAAGGGCUGGAUUGUUGAGGAAUUGGGCGACAACCAGAUACUUGUACAAUGCGACGAUGGCAGCCAACGGGAAGUGAUCGCAGACAGCGUUGACAAAGUCAAUCCAGCGAAAUUCGACAAAGCAGACGAUAUGGCAGAGCUGACACACCUUAAUGAAGCUUCAGUCGUCCACAACCUUCACAUGAGAUACCAGGCCGAUCUAAUAUAUACGUACUCGGGACUCUUUCUGGUCGCGAUUAAUCCUUACUGUCCACUGCCAAUUUACACAAACGAGUACAUUAAUAUGUACAGAGGGCAAAGUCGAGAAGAGACCAAACCACAUAUUUACGCCAUGGCAGAUGAAGCUUUUCGAAACUUGGUGGACGAGGGCAAAAACCAAAGUAUCCUGGUAACAGGAGAGUCAGGUGCUGGAAAGACGGAAAAUACUAAAAAGGUCAUUCAAUAUCUGGCAGCCGUUGCCCAUUCGGAAUCACCUGUAAAGAGCAAGUCCCUACAGCAUUCCAACCUCUCACAACAGAUCCUUCGUGCAAAUCCGAUCCUUGAAGCGUUCGGUAAUGCUCAAACUGUCCGGAACAACAACUCUUCACGAUUUGGUAAAUUCAUUCGAAUCGAGUUCACUCGUACCGGCAGCAUUGCUGGGGCUUUCAUCGAUUGGUAUCUUCUGGAGAAAUCACGAGUGGUCCGUCUUAAUGCCCACGAGCGAAAUUAUCACAUCUUUUACCAACUUCUCAAAGGAGCAGACAGAAAGAUGAAACAGGAUUUCCUGAUAGAUGGCCAAGACGUGGAAGAUUUUGCCUACACCCGGGAUGGUCAUGACACAAUAACAGGAGUCUCAGACCGUGAUGAGUGGAAUUCUUUAGUUGAGGCGUUCGAAGUCAUGGGAUUUCUAGAGAAAGAGCAGGUUUCGAUUCUCAGAACAGUAGCUGCAGUCCUGCAUCUGGGCAAUAUUACUGUGAUGAAGGAAAGUCGAGGGGCGGAUCAAGCUCGGCUAGCUCCAGAUGCUCGCGCCCAUGCAGAAAGGGUUUGUAAAUUGCUUGGAAUGCCUGUCGAGCCAUUUCUCCAAGGCCUCCUUCACCCACGGGUCAAAGCUGGUAGAGAAUGGGUCGAAAAGGUUCAAACUCCUGAGCAGGUGCGGCUUGCGUUGGACGCAUUGGCGAAAGGAAUUUACGAGAGAAGCUUUGGCGACCUGGUCACUCGAAUCAAUCGACAGCUCGAUAGGUCUGGCAUGGGCAUGGAUGAUUCCCACUUCAUCGGAGUACUUGAUAUCGCCGGGUUCGAGAUAUUUGAGGAGAACAGCUUUGAGCAGCUGUGUAUCAAUUAUACGAAUGAAAAGCUUCAACAGUUCUUCAACCACCACAUGUUCGUGCUUGAGCAGGAGGAGUACGCACGAGAGCAAAUUGAGUGGAAGUUCAUUGACUUUGGUCAUGACCUCCAGCCUACGAUUGACCUGAUCGAACUGCCAAAUCCCAUUGGUAUUUUCUCAUGCUUGGAUGAGGACUCAGUAAUGCCGAAAGCCACGGAUAAAUCCUUCACGGAAAAGCUCCAUUCUUUAUGGGACCGGAAAACUCCAAAGUAUCGCCCUUCGCGCCUUGGGCAGGGUUUCAUGCUUACUCACUACGCGGCUGAAGUUGAGUAUUCCACAGAGGGCUGGUUAGAAAAGAACAAAGAUCCACUGAAUGAUAAUGUCACGAGAUUGUUGGCUGCGUCAACCGACAAGCAUGUUGCUUCAUUGUUUAUUGAUUGUGCUGAUGCCGAGGAUGAGAGCGGAGCCACGAGGAGCAGAGUCAAGAAAGGCCUCUUUAGGACGGUUGCUCAGAGACACAAAGAGCAGCUCUCAAGCUUGAUGGCACAACUUCACUCAACCCACCCACAUUUUGUCCGAUGCAUAAUCCCUAACCACAAAAAACGACCCAAACAACUCAGCGCCCCGCUUGUGCUAGACCAGCUCCGCUGCAAUGGUGUACUUGAAGGUAUCAGAAUCGCUCGCACCGGGUUCCCAAAUCGACUUCCCUUCUCCGAAUUCAGGCACCGAUAUGAAGUUCUGUGCAGGAACAUGCCUAAGGGAUAUUUGGAAGGGCAAAUGGCAGCUUCCAUUAUGCUGGAUAAAUUCGGUCUGGACAAGUCUCUAUUUCGUGUUGGUCUCACGAAAGUAUUCUUCAGAGCUGGUGUGUUGGCGGAGCUUGAAGAACAACGAGACGCUUUGAUUCGGGAAAUCAUGUCUCGAUUUCAGUCUAUUGCUCGAGGUUUCACCCAACGACGCAUUGCCCACAAGAGACUUUAUAGAGCUGAAGCAACUAGAAUCGUGCAGCGGAAUUUCCAAGUCUAUCUCGACCUCUGCGAAAACCCAUGGUGGAGGCUGCUGGCUAAGAUGAAACCUCUUCUUGGUGCCACUCGCACCUCUAGAGAAGUCAAGAAGCGUGACGAAAUGAUCCAGAAGCUCAGCGAUAAAAUGAAACAUGAGGCUACCGAGCGACAACGUCUUGAUGAAGAGCGCAGGAACGCUCACACUGAAAUGCAACGAAUUCAACAGACCCUCGAAAGUGAACGAGCUUUAGCAUUAGACAAGGAGGAGAUCUUCAAACGACUGCAAUCACGGGAGCAAGAGCUUAGCGAUAAGCUGAAAGGAGCCCUAGAGGACCAAGAGAAUCUCGAUGAUCAAUUGGAUGAUUUGCUAGAUGCUAAGAAGAAGGCUGAGCAACAGGCUGAGCAAUGGAGGUCCCAGCUUGAACAAGCAGGUCAAAUUAUUUCUAAAUUAGAGUCUGAUAAGACUGAGUUGUCUAAUAAACUCAACGACUUGGAUAACCAGCUGAAUGACUUGGCCCACGCCCAGUCGCAAAGGAGCGCGGAGGAGGCACGUCUCACCCAGGAAAUCAACAUGCUCAAAAGUCAGCUUGACAUGAAAGACCGGAAGGCUCAGGAUCUCGAAAGCAAGCUCCUCAAGGUUGACCAGGACUUAGACAUCAAGCUGGCAAAAGCUACCAAAGACCUUCAAGCUACCCGCCUCAAAGAAUCAGAAUUGUCUACCGAGAACCGACGAGUGCACCAACAACUCUCAGAGCUCUCUGCGACUUCUACCAGCUAUGAAGAUCUUGUGCGGAGGAAAGAAAGCGAAUUAGCCAUUCUUCGGUCUGACAACCGCAAAUACGAAGAAGAGCGCAAGAAAUUUGAUGACGAGAAAAAGGCAUUGUCAUCCGACAAGGACAAUGUGAUCAAUCGCCUUCGUGAAGUCGAAGCAGAAAUGUUCGCAAUGAGAUCGCAGAAGGCUAACCUUGAGCGAGAGGCAGCAGACACCAAGAAACUGCUGGAUGCCCGUCUCAAUGAAGACACUCAAGCUGGCCAAAACCGUAAGAUGCUAGAAGGUCAGAUAGUAGACCUUAAGCAGCAACUGUCAGACGUCCAGCGAGAUCUCAGCAAAGAACGCCAAUCAAGGGACGACGUUCAACUGCUUGCAGAGCACAAAUAUCGCGAGCUCAAUGAGAAGUUUCAGGAAGUCAACGAAGCCAAGAUCAUCAUUGAGAAGGAGCUUUAUGUGCAACAGGAUACGCUCAGACGAGCAAUGGAGGCCCGCGUAACAGCUGAAAAGGAGCGCAAUGAGGCUCGAAAUGAAAUCAGAAGGCUGAGAGAGGCUAAGACUGCCGCUGAGGAAGCGAGAAUCCAGGCAGAACUUGCAAACGAUCGGAGUGCGUCGCGCCUCGCUCGAGAGCGUGAGACCAGCCUAAGAAAAGAUCUUGAUGCGGAGCAGAGUCGAGUGAAGUAUUUUGAGGACGAGUGCAGCCGCUUGAAUCAGGAAGUGAAGGAGCUGAACAACAUUAUCGCUGAAUCUACUGAUUUCGGUGUUCGGAAUGACACCGAGAAGGAGCGACUAGAGCGGGAGCUUAAUACUAUCAAGAGCCGUCUCAUGGCUUCGGAGAACGACAAUCGCGCACUUCUCAAUAAACUUCAACAAAAGGGACUCGAGCUCGCUCGAUCGGGAUCUAAAGCAAGCGACGCCCAAAGGGGUCAAAUGCUCACUCUGCAGCGCGAGAAAGCAAAAGCUGAAGAACAGAACCAAAGGUUGAAUAAGCACUUGGGUGAUGCCCAAUUGGCGGUCGCUACUCUUGAAAAGCAGAAAGAGAAGCUUGAGCUAAGCCUUGAGGAUCUCAACCACGAAGUUGCUCGUGAGCAUAAGACUAGUAGAAAUGCCGAAAAAGCAUCCUCAACGUUCACAAGCCAGCUUGCUGAAGCUAAUCGAAAACUUGAUGACGAGCGUCAACUCCAUACCCAGGUGCAAGCCAAAUACAGACAACUUCAAUCGAUCAUCGAGACACGAGAAAAAGAGGUACUCCAGCUGAUGAAGCUUGUUGAUCCCGACAUGACGCAGUCAGUGCCUCAGUACGAUGGCGCCAGCGCCCGAAGCCCCACGAAAUCUCCUAAUCUUGUCCCUGGCCUUACUCAGAAGAUAGAAGAGCUGCAGAAUAACCUAAGGGUUCAGACAGCCGGAAGAUCAAAUGCAGAGUCGCAGCUGGCCACUUUACGGAAAAGAUACGAAGACGAUUUCGCUGAGUCUCCAGAUCGAUCUCCCAGCCGUCCUAAAUUGGAAGAGAUCAACCCCAAUCAAGUUUCAUUUGCCAAUUCACCAAACCACCUCAGGGGCAAGCUCAACGCCUUACCUCGCUCGAACGUUUCAACGCCAACUCGCCGCUUUCCAAGCAAUGGAAAUGAUGCCGCACAGGACUCCGGGAGAUCGGAUCGCACCGCAGAUAUGUUAAGCUUCAAUAAUCGCAUGGAUCUCAAGGCUGAUUUUGAGGAACUGCAAAACCAACUUCAAAUGACUCAAAUGCAAAAUCGUCAUCUCCAAAGUCAGCUUGAGCGGUCGACGCCUUCCCGAGAACUUUGGCCCGAAGAUAGUCCAUCUGUUCGCCGGGUGCAGAAGCUGGAACAAGCCAAUAGUAGGCUUCAUGAUAUGCUAGAUGAUUCUGCCAGGAAAGUGUCCACUCUGGAGAAGAGUAUCCAAUCCGGCGAACUCUCUCUUCGCGAUGUUCAAACGAAAUCUCACGAGGAACUUUUCGAGCUCAUCAACGACCAAGAAGACUCACGGCGAUCGCUCUUGCAUAUUCAUAACAAUAAUCUUUCAGAAUUAAACGACACAAAGAAACAUUUCGAAGCAUUGAAGCACACUCGUGCAGCUUUGGAAGUAGACUUAAGAGAUGCCAAGUCUGACCUGGAGGAGGUGAACCUACAACGCGAUCAAGAUGCCGCCAGCCGAAGCCUUCUCUUGCAAGAGUUUGCUGAUCUCCAGAUUAGUCUGGAUGCGGAAUCUUCUAAGGUGGCGGACAUUAGCUCCAGUCUGUCCCUGUAUAAAAGCCGUGCAGACGAGUAUUUUAGCAAGCUUGAGCAAGCCGAAAUUGCAGUUUUGAAAGCCUCGAGGGCAGAACAAUUUGCCAGGACGCAAGCAAAGGAAGCUGAAGAUACAUGCGCAGAGAUUAUGUCUGAGCGCAAGGAAAUGGAUGCUUCGAUUGAGGAUCUUCAGCGACAAAAUCAACGCUAUGAAGAGAGACUCGAAGAUAUGUCUUCUGAUCUUGAAGCCGCAGUACAAGCCAGAAAGCGCCUUCAGCAUGAGCUGGAAGAUUACCGAAGCCAACGCGCCAUGGAUAUCGAGGACAAGGAGGCUAGCAUGGAGCAGACUCGCAAGAAGUACCAAUCUGAGUUCGCAACUCUUACCAACGAGCUGGAUAUUGCCCGAGAGGAAAAGCUUUUCAAGCAAGCUGAGGUUACUAGACUGCGUGAAGAGUUAGACGAACUUCGAUCCAAGUGGGAUGAUGAGGUCCUCAACAGUUCCACUUGGUCGAAAGAAAAGUCUCGCCUCGAAUCUACCCUCGCGGAUCUUUCUGCUUCUCGGGAUGAGGCAGCCAAUGCUCAUAGAGAUGCACAAGACAAGAUAGUAUCGUUCUUGUCUCAAAUCAGGAGCAUGAGGACGACGGUUGAUGAUCUCACUGGGGAACGAGACUUGCUCCAACGGGAGAAACGUGGUCUGGAAGCCCGCUUGGAAGAGGCCAAAUCUGGCCUCGAGGAUCUUACUCAAAGUGACAGCCCGUCAUUACGCCAUGUCGCGGGAAUGGAUCGCGAACUCUUGGAGCUCAAAUCAAAUUUGGCUCAGCAGGAGGAUAUUGUAGCCGCUGCCGUUGGCAAAAUGCGACGAGCUGAAGCUAUGGCUACGGAGAUGCAAAAAGAUAUCGUUGCCGAGCGAGAAAUGACUGUUCAGUUGAACAAGCAGAAAGCGGCUUUGGAGAAGUCUCUGAAGGAUACUCAGCUAAGACUUGUGGAUCUUGAGACGAAGAGCUACUCUAGCGCCAGCCAAGAUGUUAGAUUUUUACAUGGCCGCGUUCAAGAGCUUGAGUCACAACUUGAAGCCCAAGAAACGCAGCGCAACAAAAGCCAACGAGACGUCCGCAACGUCGAUCGCACGGUCAAAGACCUUCAACUCCAAAUCGACCGUCGCGACAAAGUCAACACCCAACUCGAAGAAGAAGUAGCGCGUUCCCGAGACCGAUGCGAGAAAUUCCUCAAAACAAUAGACGAGCUACAAAACAGCGACUCAGCGAACCAGCUCAACGCUCGCAAAGCAGAGCGCGAACUUAGAGACGAGAGAGAGAAAGCCCUGCGCCUGGAAAGGGAAUUAGAAGGCUGGAAACAACUGAGGAUGGAGAAAGGUAACUCUGCAAGACGCAGUGGGACAUGGAGACCGGGUUCGGAGUUUGGGGGUAGUGGGGCAGAGGAGAACGGGAUUCAUAUCCCGAAGAGGAAUAGCAGUGUUAGUCGGCAGGUUAGUAUGAGCAAAGGGUUUCUGUGA